This is a messenger RNA of Histoplasma capsulatum G186AR, 2631 nucleotides long. RefSeq names its product transcriptional repressor. Bases 1 to 2631 code for a protein of 876 amino acids. Gene Ontology annotation, molecular function: chromatin DNA binding; protein binding; RNA polymerase II cis-regulatory region sequence-specific DNA binding. The transcript has 6 exons. Gene Ontology annotation, biological process: regulation of gene expression. The record is from RefSeq and is a predicted model, not a curated record. Lineage: Eukaryota; Fungi; Ascomycota; Eurotiomycetes; Onygenales; Ajellomycetaceae.
AUGUCCGCCCAUCCUCAAGCUUCGCCUCCGGGCAGCAUCCAUCCACACCUUAGCGCUCCGGGUGCUGGUCCAGCUCCAGCUCCCGGUCCCGGUCCCGGCCCUGGUGCUCUAUCCAAUACCCAUCCUCAGCAGCAACAGCAGCAACAACAGCAGCAGCAGCAGCAACAACAACAGCAACAACAGCAACAACAGCAGCAGCAGCAACAGCAGCAGCAACAAGUCAAUGGCCUUGUCUCUGUCCAACAGCCCCAGGCGCAGAAGCCGAUCGCCAAUCCCAUCAGUCAGAAAAUUGCUAUGCUCAACGAGGGCGUCUGGCUGCAGAUCGGACACUGCCAUCUUAUGAUUGACAAUCUUCAAGAGGCAUACACCUCGUAUCAACAGGCUCUAUAUCAUCUCAGAGAUCCUCAAUGCUUCAAAUAUAUCGUCACUGAUCCCCCGCGGCCUCUGACUGAAGAAGAUAUCUGGUUCCAAAUUGGCCAUGUCCAUGAACAACAAAAAGAUUACGACUCUGCCAAGGCCGCUUACCGACGGGUACUGGACCGUGAUCCCAAUCAUGCAAAGGUAUUACAACAACUCGGAUGGCUGCACCACCAACAAAGCAACAGUUACAGCAGCCAGGAACAGGCCAUUGAAUAUUUGGAGAAGUCUGUUAAAGCGGAUAACAGUGACGCCCAGAGCUGGUACCUCCUUGGACGGUGCUACAUGUCUCAAGCAAAAUACCCCAAGGCAUAUGAGGCUUACCAGCAAGCUGUCUACCGUGACGGAAGGAAUCCCACAUUCUGGUGCUCCAUCGGCGUGCUUUACUACCAAAUCAAUCAGUACCGUGAUGCGCUCGACGCCUACUCCCGUGCCAUCCGCUUAAACCCAUACAUCUCGGAAGUGUGGUAUGAUCUGGGGACUUUGUAUGAAUCAUGCAACAACCAGACGAACGAUGCGCUAGAUGCUUAUAGACGCGCUGCUGAUCUCGACCCCACAAAUACUCACAUUAAAUCUCGAUUGCAGCUGCUGCAAAGCGGCCAGGCAGGAGGCGCCAACCAGGCUAAUGCUCCCGUUCCACAAGAUGUCAAUCCUCACACAUAUCAAGCUGCUGGCGUGGGUAUGCCUCCUGGACACCAAUGGGGUCCUCCAGCACCGAGUGGUGGUCCUGUACCACAAGGUCCGGCGCCACCUGGUCGCAUCGACAAUUGGGCUCGGAGUGUCGGCGACGUCCAAAACUCCCAAGCACCACCACAACGUCCUGCUCCAUUCGAUCACCGUGAAGGUGUGCGGGGCGCGCCCCAGCAACCUAGCCCUCGACAGGACCAAGCGCUUCCAUACCCCGAGCAGACUCAACAUCCUGGGCCUCGAAAGGGGGGGCUCUCCCCAUCGCCGAAAUUCAGCUUGGCUGCUCCAAAUUCAUAUCAGAGCGGGCAGACUCUUCCCCAGCUGGGACCCCCACCUCCACCCUCACAGCAGCAGCAACAUGACCGCAAUGCAAAUAAUGGAAACUAUACUGCCGCCGGGCGACCACCGCCGUUAGCUCAGGGAGCGGGUCCUACGUCAGCUACGCCCAAUGGCGCUCCUUCCGGUCCCCAGCUAGCGCCUUAUGUUCGCCCUUACACCCCGCCAACCGAAGUACGGCCUCUUCGCGAUGACCGCCCAAGUUCCCCUGGAUCCACAUAUCCCCCGCCACCACACCAAUAUCACCCAGGGCCCCCCGGCCCCGGAGCCAACGCAGGUGCCCCGCCACCCCCAUCCACCAUGGGUGCCGCCGAAGCCGCCGCUCGCGACCGUGAACGCGACCGUGAUGAGAGGCCCGCAUCAUCCAUGAAACGUGGCCGCGAUUGGGAACCGGACCCAGGUCCCGGUCCUGUAAAGAAACUGGCGAAUGAGGAGAGUCGCGCCCGGCUAGAUGACCCACAGCAGGCACCACGACGCAUGUCCCCGUCCUCUCAGUCACAAUCACAAACUCAGCUCCCGUCACCCCGCGACCUCCGCCGGCGCGAUUCCUCCGACACCCAGCAGCGCGAACGUGAGCGCGAAGAACAACGCCACGUCCACGGGCGCGGCGUGCAUGAUGGUUAUCACCCUUCUGAGGCAGCGCAUCAUCCACCUACACUCCCUUCCUUCCAGCAUAUGCAAGGCCAGAGCCAGCAGUCACAAGGAGGGCAGCAACAGUCACAGCCACAACCAGGCCCCGCGAUGGCUCCGAUGGUGGCUGAGGGGGGCAAUGGGCAUCAAACGGGGCCACUGCCGUCGUUGCCUUCAGGCCUUGGCGGUGUUGCUGGAACGGGUUCGGUCAAAGAGGAGAGGGAGCGGGAAAGAGAGAGAGAUAGGGAGCGGGAAAGGGAGCGGGAAAGAGAAAGGGAAAGGGAAAGAGACAGGGAAAGGGAGCGAGAGCGGAAGGAGGCGAUGCAACAUGAACCACCGGCGCGGAAGAUGGAAGUUGACGAGGAUUAUGAUGAUGAUGGCGGGGAAGAGGAGAAGAAGAGUGCUGGUGGAAACGCGACCGCAAGUGGGAAGGGGGCUAGCCCAAACGGUGGAAGCAGCGGAAAGGGCAGCGGAAGCGGGAGUAAAAACGGGAUUGCUAAUGGCGGGGGUGGGAGGGAGUCGCAGCAAGCUCAGGCGCAGGGCAAAGGGGAUUCGAGUUGA